Linum tenue is the source of this 1848-nucleotide messenger RNA. The record is from the annotation of a GenBank genome assembly. Lineage: Eukaryota; Viridiplantae; Streptophyta; Magnoliopsida; Malpighiales; Linaceae.
CCCCUCUUUCCUCUUGCUAGGCGCUUCCUCUUUUUAUUGUUGAUCUCCCUUUGCCGAUGUUACCUAUUCCCAUUUGUUAGGCGCCCUCUUUUACGAGUUUUUCUUUGUGUACUUUUGAAGGCGCCUCCUUCGCUAAUUAGCACUCAUUGGGUUAUUUUAACACCUUUUUCCCCUUGUGCCUUUUGUUAUCUGGGAUUUUCCAAUCAGGUUAUUGCCCUCCACGAGGCGUCGCGCGUCGUUCCCUCUGGAACUUCAUCAUUUUCCGCUAGGUUUCGAUUUCAAGGCGUCGAAGACGCCUUCCAACACAUAGUUACGAGGCGUGACAACGGUUUUUUACCCGCGCGUUACCGACUUAGGCGUUGCACACGAUUCUCCUCCAAGACCCGCUUUGCUGCCCACCUUUCUCUUAUGGCUUCCAAUAACUCGCAACCCUCUACUUCUAUGGGUGGCGCCUCCGUUCCCUCUAAAGGGAAAGCCAAAGAUUCUUCGAGCCAAGUCAGGAAGAUGGAUUUUGACUACUCCAGGUUGGUGAAGAUGACGAAGAAAGCGCAUUGCACCUCUAGGGUUGGGUCGCAGAAGGCGCCUAGCGCUCCUACUGGGCGUGUGCUUCACUCCUCUGAACAGGCGCCUGAUGCUACUAGGGAGGCCACGUCACCUCACUUGUUUCUUCCUUUGGAUCCGCGUGACCAUCUUCCGGAGAAGACUUUGGGAAAGCGUCCUGCUUCCAUGAGUUCCCCUGCUGAGGUCAAAAAGAAGAAGAAGAAGAUCGGACUUGAGAGUAUUGAUGAGAUCCUGGCGCCUCCGCGCUCGAGGCAUGUGGUGAAGCCCAAAGAACUUGUUCCAAUCUCUCCCUCUGCUGCACUCAAUGUGCCGAGCGCGUUCACUUCUGCCAUGGAGUUGAAGAACUUCCUAAAGCCUACCCUCGACGAGGGCACCUCUCCUGCUGGCUCGGCGUGUCAACAUUUGUUUCAGGCGAUGCUUGACGUAGUGGCUCUUUCUGACAAGAGUCUGGAAAAUCGAGAGCGCGCCCACAAGAACUACGUACUGGCCUCUCAAAUGAAGACUGACAAGGCGACCCUACAAGGCGUCAACUCUCGCUUGGAAAGUGAGUUAUCGUUGGUGAAGCAGCAAUUGUCUGACUCAUUGGCCGCCGGGAGCGCCUCCGCUCGUAAGGAGAUGGAGAAGGAGCUAGCACUUCGAAAGAAAAAGAUUGAGGAUUUGGAGAGGGAGUUGCAGGCCGUGUCUACAGCCAAAGGGCGCCAGCAGGAGGAGUUCAGGAACAAGCUAGCCAAGGAACGUGAGGAUACUGUGGAUGUUCAUUUGGCGUCAGCGGAGUUUUGUGACUGGAAGCGGGAUCUUCUAACUGUUGUGAAGAAGAGAGCUUUCAUUGGUAUCACAAUAAGGUUCGGUCCGAUAACCCUGACAUGAAGUGGGAUACGCCGGAAGUCUGGCAAGCGAUGGAUGAUUACUUCUUGUCUCUUGGUACGGACAAUGAGCCUUCUGAUUCUGAUCCGCUCCCACUAGAUGAGGGUGACUCCUCCGCUGAUGACGUCGAGAUUGAUGUUGAGGAGGCUGGUGACGAGGAGGUGGGUGACAUCGUCGAAGGUGUUGUCGCUGCUAGCGUUGGUGUUGAGGAGGAAGGUGGGAAGGAUGUCGCUGCUACUAAUGGUCAGGGUGGCGCUUCAGAUGGUGGUACUUCUGACCACUCUAGCUCUUCCGAUGAUGCUUCGAGCAAGUCGGACUAUUAUGGUUAGGGUGUUUCUUAUUACUUGUUGCUUGUUUGAACAAUGUUAAUGGGCUGGUCGUGUUGACGCCUUUUGCGUAUUUCGCCUUUGCAUCUGUCCUUGG